GAUGAACAAUCUGAAGGAAGGAUGUGUUGCAACUUAGCAUCGUCAUAGAUCCACAUGCUUGUCUAAGCCAAGUCCACCGAAUACUCCACAUGGAAUUCGGUUCCGAAAGUCAGCCAUCAAGGACAACAUUGACCCUUGAUGACCUGUAGUCCGAUACGGCCAGGGGAAGCACUCGACGGAGAGGCGAUCAUUCCAGAACGGAGGGUCAGGCGGGCUAUGAACGGCCAAUUUAUUUUGUGAUGCUCAAUAUCACCGGGAAUGAAGGCCAUGGAACUUUCCAUUCCUCCAUCCCUGCAGACGCAGCCAGAAGCAAAUCGCAGAAGGAAGAGGGCAAAGCGUUGUCAGAGAGGGAAGCUGAUACCAUCUCAGAUAGCGUUGUUCAUAUUGCAAGUGGGGGGACAGGGCAAGAUAUUUAAUAGAAUUCCACCCUCUAACUUACCACCAUGAUUUCCUUAUUUUUCUUCUGCGUUGAAAAUAUUUGUUCGAAAAGGAAAUAUGCCGUCUAGAAUCUCCCCUGAAGGAUUUUUGCCGCUGUCUGACACUGCGCUCUUCAAACCGCUUCGAUUGGGGACGCUGGAGCUUGAGCAUCGCAUCGUCCAAGCACCUUUAACACGCAUGCGAGGCACGAAAGAGGCCGAUGGAGUAUGGCAUUGCGAAGACCUGGUGGCACAAUACUACAAUCAAAGGGCAACCAAAGGUGGUCUUCAAUUGACAGAGGCUUGUCCAAUCAGCCGUCUGGCUUGUGGCUAUCCUGGAGUGCCUGGCAUAUUUACAUUGGAUCAAAUUGCUGGCUGGAAAAGGGUCACAGAUGCGGUUCACGCAAAGGGCGGUUUUAUUUUCUGCCAGCUGUGGCACGUAGGUCGGGCCACUUGCCCGUCAUUCUUGGAUGGACAUAACACAGUCAGCUCCAGCGACAUUCCGAUCGGCGGAAAGGCUUUUGAUGGGACCGAUUAUGCUAGUAACCCCCCGAAACCCAUGAGUAUUGAUCAGAUUCAAGAAACGGUCCAUGAAUUCGCAGCAGCAGCUAAGAGAGCGAUGCAAGCUGGAUUUGACGGAGUCGAGAUCCACGGGGCCAAUGGUUAUCUUCUGGACCAGUUUCUGCACGACAACGUCAACAAGCGAAUCGAUUCCUACGGUGGAUCCGUCGAGAAUCGGUGUCGAUUUCCCUUGGAAGUCAUACGGGCGGUGACCUCUGCCAUCGGCCCCGAGCGCGUCGGCAUUCGACUUUCGCCAUACAAUUACUUCCAAGAUACCAAAGACUCCGAUCCCAAUGGCAACUGGGCAUAUCUCUGCACCAAGAUUGCGGAGCUCCCCAAGGAGAACAAGCUAUCCUAUGUGCACAUGGUUGAGCCCCGCUUCGAUGAGGUGUUAGACGAGAAGGCCAAGAUGGAUGCCUUAUCUGCUUAUACUUCCCAAGACAAAGGGGUUGAAGCUGAAGCAACAGCUGGGCCCGUUGGCCACUCUCUUGUCCCGUUCCGCCAGAUCCUACUGAACGGUGGCGUGAAAUUCCUCGCGGCAGGUAAUUUCAAUAGGGAUAACGCCGUAUCGAAGCUCACCGAUGAUGAAGCUGAUGCCAUAGUUUUUGGGCGUCAAUUCAUUUCCAACCCCGAUCUUCCUAAACGUCUAGCGGAAGGUUUACCAUUGAAUUCUUACGACCGAAGUACGUUCUAUGGUGCAGAUCCGCCAAGCAAGGGAUAUGUCGACUACCCUUUUUAUGGGCAAGAAAAUGUUAAGUUGGCUGCAUGAAAGGUGUUCUGGCAUUGCUGUUACAUUUUGGCUUUUUAUUGUUUACAAAAUCCUCAUGGGACGGGGCUUUUCAGAUGGAGGUAUUCAAAUAUUCUAAAUGUAAAUAUUUUCUGUUCGCCGAUGUUAUUGGCGGACUCAGCUACGAG
This is a messenger RNA of Xylona heveae TC161, 1892 nucleotides long. Its product is annotated as FMN-linked oxidoreductase. The record is from RefSeq and is a predicted model, not a curated record. The transcript is spliced from 3 exons. Lineage: Eukaryota; Fungi; Ascomycota; Xylonomycetes; Xylonales; Xylonaceae. Gene Ontology annotation, molecular function: NADPH dehydrogenase activity; FMN binding. Bases 496 to 1746 code for a protein of 416 amino acids.